GAAUUCACUCCUCCUCCUCCUCAACAGUGACUAAUCCAAGCCAGAAGCAGGUAGAAAAGAGCAGAUGCUCUGAGCUAUCCUACCAGGACCAAGCUACUACUACUGUCACAGUGUUACUGGCUAGCUCAGGUACUCUCAACAUUCUCUGAUCUAUGUACAGAUCGGUUGGUAGAAUGUCUCUGCUGCUUUGUUGGGCAGUGAUGGCUCUGCACCUCGCAACAGGGGUGGAUGCUGCCUCGGGGGUGGUGAACACUACAGAGGAGGAGGUGGAAGGGGUGGACUCCCAGUCACCAUGCCCAGCCGGGUGGCAUCAGAAUGAGCAUCGCUGCUUCUCCUUCUACCCCGUCUGGGCCACCUGGGCCACUGCAGAGUCGUACUGCUCCCAGCACAGAGGGAACUUGGUGUCGGUUCACAGCCCUGGUCAACAGAUGUUUGUCCAGGAUCUGGUCAGGAGACACACAUACCAGCCGGUCUGGAUAGGAGGCUACGACGCAGCUCAGGAGGGGAUGUGGCUGUGGAGUGACGGCUCAGCUGUUGACGAUGUUUACUGGGAGGAGGAUGAGCCCAGUAACUCUGGACAGGGGGAGAACUGUAUGGAGCUACACACUGGAGGUGGGCAGGGCUGGAAUGAUGUGUCCUGUGGAGAGCUGAGGUUCUAUGUGUGUUCUAUGGAGACAAGAUCUGGUUUAGCAGCAUUACCAAGUCAGAAAAAAGCACAUGAGAGAGAGCUGGUUGAAGAGGUGAGUAUUUAUGACGUCCUGUGGGAGACCAGUGAGAGAGUAGCAGAUGAGACCCUCGACACCGCCUUCCUCAGAUGGAUGUAUUCCAGACGUCUGCCUGCCCACUGCUAUGCUGACUUCUGCCACCAGGAGCUGCUAUACCUGGACAGAGUCAUCACCAUGCUGCAGGUGCUGAUCAGAACAGUCCAGGGUCCUCCAGACAUCAUGCAGUUUCUCCAGAGAACACAUCAACGCUACCAGGAGUCUCUGAAGGAGGCCCAGAACCAAACUCCACCACACCUGAACCUGUCCUCCAUCCAGCCCUCUGCAGCCGUGCUCAGUACCUCCAGAGCUUCCAUGACAUUGUGAAUGAGGAGCCCAUCUACUG
This is a messenger RNA of Salmo salar (Atlantic salmon), 1107 nucleotides long. NCBI's taxonomy places the organism in Eukaryota, Metazoa, Chordata, Actinopteri, Salmoniformes, Salmonidae. The record is from RefSeq and is a predicted model, not a curated record.